This is a messenger RNA of Malania oleifera, 5253 nucleotides long. Its product is annotated as pre-mRNA-splicing factor ATP-dependent RNA helicase DEAH1-like. The coding region runs from base 175 to 3402 and encodes 1075 amino acids. The transcript is spliced from 28 exons. Gene Ontology annotation, cellular component: catalytic step 2 spliceosome; intracellular anatomical structure. Gene Ontology annotation, molecular function: ATP binding; RNA binding. NCBI's taxonomy places the organism in Eukaryota, Viridiplantae, Streptophyta, Magnoliopsida, Santalales, Ximeniaceae. The record is from RefSeq and is a predicted model, not a curated record.
AAAAACAGGCAAAUUCUUCCUUGGCUGAUGGCUCUGAUGCAUUUAGACACAAGUCGCUCCUUCCCCGAACUGUUCUUUACCCUGUACAUCUAGACCAAAGAGUUCCCUGCUCUGAAACUCUGAACCCUAACCUCAGUCCCAAUCGCUCCGAACGAAGUCUUCGAUAAGCGUAAAAUGGGGAGCGAGAGCAAUUUGAAAAUAUGGGUCUCAGACAAGUUGAUGUCGCUUUUGGGAUAUUCACAGCCAACAGUAGUGCAGUAUAUUAUUGGAUUAUCUAAGCAAGCAUCGUCGCCUGUUGAUGUUCUUGGUAAGCUAGAAGAUUUUGGGUUGCCAAUCUCCAGUGAAACACGCACUUUUGCGGAAGAAAUUUUUGCCAAAGUACCGCGCAAAGCUCCUGGGUUAAACCUUUACCAGAAACAGGAAAGGGAAGCAGCUAUGCUGGCAAGGAAGCAGAAGAGCUAUGCUCUUUUGGAUGCUGAUGAUGAUGAUGAUGAUGAUGACGAUGAUCUUGGUGCUGGCGUGGACGAUAAAUCUUCUGCUUCUGUUGUGUCCCUUUCGAAAACAGCAGACAACCAUAAGAAACGGUUCAGGAAGAAGAUUGAUGAUAAUCAAGAAGACGAAGAUGACGAGGUGAGUGCUCCUGCAGAAAAAGGAAAACGACUUAAAAGACAAAGACUGCAGGAUGACAAUGACGACUCCUCCGAGUCAGAAGAAGAAAGGUUACGUGACCAGAGAGAGAAGGAGCAGUUAGAGAAGAAUAUGAGAGAGCGGGAUGCAGCAGGGACACGGAAGUUAACGGAGCCAAAGUUAACGCGAAAGGAGGAAGAAGAGGCAGUUCGAAGAUCUAAUGUUUUGGAACAAAAUGAUAUUCUAGAUUUAAGAAAAGUUUCAAGACAAGAAUAUUUGAAGAAAAGGGAGCAAAAGAAACUGGAGGAGAUCAGAGAUGAUAUCGAGGAUGAACAUUAUCUGUUUGAUGGUGUUAAGCUAACUGAAGCAGAAUAUCGUGAGCUAAGAUACAAGAAGGAAAUAUAUGAGCUUGUGAAGAAGCAGACAGAAGAGACUGAUAACACAAGUGAGUACAGGAUGCCUGAAGCUUAUGAUGAUGAAGGGGGUGUAAACCAGGAUAAGAGAUUUGCUGUAGCUCUGCAGCGUUACAGGGAUCUAAGUUCUGGUGAUAAAAUGAAUCCAUUUGCAGAACAAGAGGCUUGGGAAGACCACCAAAUCGGAAAGGCUACCCUGAAAUAUGGUUCAAAAAAUAAAAAGCAAAUAUCUGAUGACUAUCAGUUUGUGUUUGAGGACCAGAUUGAGUUUAUCAAAGCAUCUGUGAUGGAUGGGGAUGAGCUUGAGGAUGAGCCACAUACUGAGUCUCUUGACAACUUGAUGGCAAAAUCAGCUUUAGAGAAGCUUCAGGAAGAGAGGAAAACCCUACCUAUAUAUCGAUAUCGAGAUGAAUUACUUCAAGCCAUUCAUGAUCAUCAGGUUCUUGUUAUUGUUGGAGAGACUGGUUCUGGAAAGACUACACAGAUACCUCAAUAUCUUCAUGAAGCUGGAUACACAAAACGUGGAAAGGUUGGAUGUACCCAGCCACGGAGGGUUGCAGCUAUGAGUGUUGCUGCCCGAGUUUCUCAGGAAAUGGGUGUUAAACUUGGGCAUGAGGUUGGCUACUCUAUUCGUUUUGAAGACUGCACAUCAGAAAAGACAGUACUCAAAUAUAUGACUGAUGGAAUGUUGUUGCGGGAAUUCCUUGGUGAACCUGAUUUGGCAGGCUACAGUGUGGUUAUGGUGGAUGAGGCCCAUGAAAGAACACUCUCGACCGAUAUUCUCUUUGGCUUAGUAAAGGAUAUUGCUCGAUUUCGGCCUGAUCUUAAGUUGCUUAUUUCAAGUGCUACUCUAGAUGCAGAGAAGUUCAGUGAUUAUUUUGAUUCUGCUCCAAUUUUUAAAAUUCCUGGGAGGAGGUUCCCUGUUGAAAUACACUACACAAGAGCACCAGAGGCUGACUACUUGGACGCAGCAAUUGUUACAGCACUGCAGAUCCAUGUUACCCAGUCUCCAGGGGAUGUUUUGGUGUUCCUCACUGGUCAGGAGGAAAUUGAAGCAGCUGAGGAGAUUCUGAAACACAGGACCAGGGGCUUGGGUACAAAAAUUGCUGAGCUAAUAAUUUGCCCUAUUUAUGCAAAUCUUCCAACUGAACUACAAGCUAAAAUUUUUGAACCUACUCCUGAAGGGGCACGUAAAGUUGUGUUGGCCACAAAUAUAGCAGAAACAUCAUUGACAAUUGAUGGGAUCAAGUAUGUCAUUGACCCAGGAUUUUGCAAGAUGAAAUCUUACAAUCCACGAACUGGGAUGGAGUCAUUACUAAUCACUCCUAUAUCUAGAGCAUCGGCAAUGCAAAGGGCUGGUCGUUCUGGACGAACAGGUCCUGGGAAAUGCUUCCGAUUGUAUACUGCCUUCAGCUAUUAUAAUGAAAUGGAGGAUAAUACGGUGCCUGAAAUACAGCGGACUAACCUUGCGAAUGUUGUGCUCACUUUGAAGAGCCUUGGCAUUCACGACUUGUUGAAUUUUGAUUUUAUGGAUCCACCACCGGCUGAAGCUUUACUGAAAGCACUGGAACUGCUUUUUGCUUUAAGCGCAUUAAAUAAGCUAGGUGAGUUGACUAAGGUGGGUAGAAGGAUGGCAGAGUUUCCUCUUGAUCCAAUGCUUUCAAAGAUGAUAGUUGCUUCCGACAAGUAUAAGUGUUCAGAUGAUAUAAUUUCGAUUGCUGCUAUGCUGUCUGUUGGAAAUUCAAUCUUUUAUCGGCCAAAGGACAAACAAGUUCAUGCUGACAAUGCACGGAUGAAUUUUCACACUGGAAAUGUUGGAGACCAUAUUGCGCUGCUUAAGGUGUACAGUUCGUGGAAAGAAACGAACUUCUCAACUCAGUGGUGCUAUGAAAAUUAUAUUCAGGUCAGGAGUAUGAAACGUGCCAGAGAUGUAAGAGACCAGUUGGAAGGUCUCUUGGAGAGGGUUGAAAUUGAACUGCUGUCCAAUCCCAAUGAUCUAGAAGCAAUAAAGAAGGCCAUAACAUCAGGGUUUUUCCCUCAUUCUGCAAGGCUGCAAAAAAACGGAUCGUACCGAACUGUUAAACAUCCUCAGACCGUCCACAUUCACCCCAGCUCAGGUUUAGCACAGGUGCUUCCACGAUGGGUUGUAUACCAUGAGUUGGUUCUUACAACCAAGGAGUACAUGAGGCAGGUCACUGAACUAAAGCCAGACUGGUUGGUGGAAAUAGCUCCUCAUUAUUAUCAGAUGAAGGAUGUUGAAGAGUGUAUGCUCUCUCUCUCUCUCUGUCUCUCUCUCUCUCUCUAUGCACGCAUGUACAGGGGUGAUUGCAAAGCAUCUCUACAUAAAGAAACUCUAUUGUAGCAAUGAGCUCUGGUGUAAAAUUUCCAGCACACUUUUGUACCGUUCCCAUUCAAAGUUCUUAAUUCUUUGUCUUCAAAUGCUCCAGAGAGCAGUAGGGGUUGCCAUGUUCCUUGUCCUUGGAUGAUCCAUACCAAUCUUUCACCUUACUAUUAGGUGUCACCCAAGCUACAGAAAGCCACUGCCAGAUCAUGAUGGUGAAGAAGCAGGAUGCAAGUGCUCUCUCCACUACACUUCCACAUUAAAGUACUGCUUAACUAGCUUUGCACCUCUUUUCUGGGAGAUCAUUCCCUGUAAGACUAUCCUCCCAACGAGCUUCCCAGGAGGGAAAAAAAAAAAAAAGCAACUUUUUUUGGGAGUACAAAAAAAAAACAACUUUUUUUGGGAUCUUUAAUACUCCAAAUGGCCUUCCUAGAAGAAGAAUCAGCAUAACUUAUGCUGAGUGCAGGUUUUAAUAAUUUUUCAAGAAAGUGAACCUACCAUUUUUACCAAGAAACAAUCUCAACAACUCCUUCCUUAUUUUCAAAAAUCCUGACUCCAUAUUGAGCCAACUGAUUCUAUCUCUACCAGCUCCCAACUCCAGUAUAAUUUUUCUACAUUUAUUUUCAUGAAACCAACAAACUUAGAGAAUGGCUCCUUACCAGUCAUGGUACUCUUAUAAAGCCCACCUAUGAGGGGUUUUAUUCCAUUUGUGAAACCCAUAAACUUGCAGACUACUAGUAACAGCUCAUUGCGAGUCAUGAUACUCUUUCAAAGCCAUACCAAGCAAGUGGGCUCUCACUCCACUUGUGAACCAUCCCCCACCACCACUACUGUACUUAUUUACAGCAAUCCUACUUGAAAAUCCACCUUCCAUCGCAAACCUCCAUAGCUGUUUGCCCUGAAGGGCCCAAUUGAACACCUACAAUUUCUUAGGCCCUGAACAUCUGCUUGGAGAGGGAGCAAACAAUGCUGCAGUUGAUCUUUUCUUCUUCUGAGUUACCCAGAGAAUCCUUUUGAUGCUUUUUCCCUGACCGUUUUUAGCCACCAAAGUUGGAAUGGUGAAAAGCAACAAGAUUGUAAGACUGGAAAUAGUGCUUCUAACCUUAACAUGUGUGCUUAUUUUGUUUGAUUCUGUUUUGGAAUAAGGGUUACCCACUAUCUUCUUGUACUCCAUCCCUCGUAUCUGAAGUUGCUCAGGAUUAAUUGCAAUUAUCAAGGAAAUGAGUACUGUCUGUACAGAUAUUUAGACAUUGUGCAGAGGGCGUUAAGAAUCCAGUAAUUGGGUUCUUCAAUUAGUUUUGAACUUCUUGUUGGUUCCACUGUGUUUUGUGGUGUAGUGAAGAAACUUUUGAACAGUUUGGCUGCUUGUGGUUAGUUUGCUGGUAUCAUUUUACUGUUUUGAUUGCUCAAUAUUCAAUUUCUGGCAGUGGGAUCAAAGAAAAUGCCCCGGGGAGAAGGCCGUGCUAUUAAAGACUAACAGGUGGCAACAGUGGGGAAGAAAAUCAAAUAUGUUGCUAUGAAACAGGGAAUGCUUUGUUUAAUCAAAUAUACCAUCUGGAGUGUGGAAUAAAAGAUGCUUCUCUGCGAAGGUGUGCGCACAAAGACUGCUGACAAGCUGCUGGGAAGGAACAGAGAAUGAGGAAUAAAAGAACUGUAAAUACAAUUUUGUAAUAUUUAGGCAGCCUUUUUCUUUCCAAGGGCCCUUUUAUUUUAUGUGUAUGCAUUGUCAAAGCAUUUCCCCAUUGUAUUGGGCCUUUUUUCUGUAUAUAAUUAUCGUAAACAUUGAUAAAAAUACGUGUUGUACUAUCUAAGAUUGUUGAUUUUUAGAAUCUUAUUUCAUACAAUUUAUCAUAGCAUGGAUUCCUUCUCAAA